UUCAGUUCGGAAACGCGCACGCGCCUGAACGGUCGUUCCUAGCAGACGACGUCGUUUGCAGACACACCAAGCAUGUUUUCCUUGGGCCACUGCAGGACGCCGGGAAACUCGAGCGGAAGCAGUUGUCAGUUGCUUACAAGGAAGAAGAGACGCGGGAUUAUUGAGAAACGUCGUCGUGAUCGGAUUAACACUUCCCUGACGGAACUUCGCAGGCUGGUGCCCAGUGCCUUGGAGAAACAGGGUUCUGCAAAGUUAGAGAAAGCAGAAAUCCUCCAGAUGACGGUGGAUCACCUGAAGAUGCUCCACGCUAAAGGUGUGGACGCAUUCACUUUCGACCCCCACAAAUUCGCCAUGGACUACCACAACAUGGGGUUCCGUGAGUGUGCGAGCGAAGUGGCGCGGUACCUGGUCGCCAUCGAGGGCAUCGACCUCCAAGAUCCCCUUCGCCUCCGCCUCAUGAGCCACCUUCAGUGCUACUCGACCCAGAGAGAAAUCGCCGCCAAGAGCGCCAACAGUUCCUGGACUGCAGCGUCUCCCGGAGUUCCGACGCCGCAAUACCCGCCGCCUCUUCCCGUGCCCUCGCCUCAACACCCAGCGACGUCCGCAUCAAGUUCCCCAGCCGACUCCUACACGUCUUCGGGCCUCGAGUCCAGUCCCGGUUCCUUCAGGCAGCCGUUCCCGUCAUCGAGGUCUUCGCAUCAGCAUUCUAUGAGUCUGAGUCCUCCUUCGGGACUAACACUCGGGGCUGCGCACGUUGGCAGCAAUCAGUACUUCCCCAACCACGGGUUUGUUCCGCCGACGUCUUCGACCUCCAUGCCGGGAGCUUACGGUACAGAACUUUCGCAACAGACUGGUGUAAAACCGUACAGACCGUGGGGAACGGAACUGGCGUAUUGAUCUUGUGUUCGACGUGUGAAGAGAUGUGCGAAUUCUAGUCAUCCUUGGAUUUCUUAUGGGGUGCUACAGUCGGAUAUUGCAUCACCAGCCGCGUUACUGUGAACUUCGAUCAGAGCUGGACAAGUUUGGUGUCGCUGACAAUACGACCUAUGUGUUUUCGUGACUGUUUUGAGAGAGUACUUCGCUUUCUGUGCGUUGCUUCGAUUUCUUUUUGUCAUGCGCAUCUUUCUAACAUCUUAUAACGUUUCUUGUUCCGGUUACCCGUGACAAACAAAAAGAGGUAUUGGCAGUGGCGUGGGCAGGUGAAAGCGGGAGAGGACGAUGACAGCGACGGGAUUAAAUCACUGCCUUGUCUUAGCGCAUAACGAAACUCACGCACUUUUUUGCCAUCAUAUACCCAAUCGUAAGCAGGCAAAAGGGCAGUCCGCUAGCUGGUGUAGUUUAUUAUAGCUAUAUUCGGGGUCUCGAAAAGAACCCAAACAGACCGAAAGCGAGUGGUACAGUGGUCGCAUUUCUGUCGUUGUUUAUUCCUGACCACUGUAACUAGCAGGCUCUUCUGUGCAUCUGAACUGCCUUUCCCCUAUGCAGACCUGUCUCUGAGAGUUUGCAUGGUCGUUACACAACAUGCGUGGUUCGUGAACAAAAAUCCUCGCCGAAUGACCCCCGUUAAAAAGUGUAGCGCGAAACAAGCCCAAGGUUGUCUCUCCAAAGCUAAUAUAUAUCUUACUCUCACGUACUAGUCUUAAAAAUUGCAGGGAUGUAUUUAUACUCGCGAUGGUGUUGUACCCAGUCGACGGCGGCUAGAGGGAGAUCGUGUAAAUAAGAUGUUGCAGAAAUAAUAUAUCGUGCCAGCCAUUACAAACACUAUUUCGGAAGCAGGCAUCUUGUUCAAAUAAUAUAUUUUGUGGGGAAAUUUCUGUAUUAUGUAGCCUUUACAGGCAUCUAGUCAGGAACCUUCCGGACUAAAUUACUUUGUACGUGGUAUUUUACAAAUCGUUAAUAUAACUGCCAAAGCCGAGCUAUGCAAAGUAUGUAUGAUGAAUAUUUCAUCUUACUCUUCGGUGACAUUGGGGUGCCGCACACUUUCUUUUCUCAAACAAAGUGCUUUCAACGAAUAGGGUGUUUGAGAUAUCACGUGAUUUCAUUUUUAGUGCCCUCCAUAAGGCCUUAAGGGGAAACUCAACUCUCAUGGUCUGCUAAUGCAGAACUUAUUUCAAACGUAGUAUCUGCGUAGUUCGGUCGUUAAAGGGACAGUUCGCUCACUAAGGUAAUUAAAAGAAAUGCAUGCAGCAGGAGCAUUUCACUACGAACAACUCUCCAGUAAGACCUUUCGCUCAAAGUCGUAUUUCCAAAGCUACCUGUAUUUUGCCGCGAGGGCUUGCAGCGCAGGCAGAUCUGCAGGGAGGAGCGAACUAGAGAUCGUCUCCUUCAGCUCGCGUGACGUCACAGUGUUGUCAUAUAACUCCGCGCAUAUGUCUCUGCACGGGAACUUCAAAUCGCGUGGAUUUCAGUGCUCGGCGAAGCGGAUGCUAAUUUGUACCGCAUGCAACUUCAUGUGGAGUAACGCAGAAAAUGGUCAAACUAGGAAACGAAGUAUUAGUUCCAACAAAAAUGUAAGAUCUGAUUCGUAAAAGGUGAACUGUCCCUUUAAGUAUAAGAGGACGGCUAAACGAUGCACCGGCGUUAUAACAAUCAGUCAUGCCUUAUCAGAGUCUGUGGACACUCCGAGACGCUUUGAGAAAACGAUGUUUUUAACUUUGCACAGUACUGCGUUCAGCCAGUGUGCAAGUGUACAGCAAAUGCUGAGGACUUCGUAGAUACUUGUUGUAGGAUGCUCCGUACUGCACGAAAAAUGCAACUUGAGGUGCCCAUAUCAAUGAUGUUGACCAACCGAAUAUGUAUGUGACGACAAUCGACUGUGAUUCCACAAUGUGAAUAUUUUCAGACGUUUCCAGAGUCCAUGUCG
Messenger RNA from Ornithodoros turicata, 2863 nucleotides. Its product is annotated as hairy/enhancer-of-split related with YRPW motif protein-like. Lineage: Eukaryota; Metazoa; Arthropoda; Arachnida; Ixodida; Argasidae. Gene Ontology annotation, biological process: anterior/posterior pattern specification; regulation of neurogenesis; regulation of transcription by RNA polymerase II. Gene Ontology annotation, cellular component: nucleus. Bases 73 to 897 code for a protein of 274 amino acids. The transcript is spliced from 4 exons. Gene Ontology annotation, molecular function: DNA-binding transcription factor activity, RNA polymerase II-specific; protein dimerization activity; RNA polymerase II cis-regulatory region sequence-specific DNA binding. The record is from RefSeq and is a predicted model, not a curated record.